This is a messenger RNA of Purpureocillium lilacinum, 270 nucleotides long. Lineage: Eukaryota; Fungi; Ascomycota; Sordariomycetes; Hypocreales; Ophiocordycipitaceae. The record is from RefSeq and is a predicted model, not a curated record.
AUGCUCAUGCUCAUGCUCGUGCUCGUGCUCAUUGUCCCAGAGCUUGGUUCCAAGGUCUCGUAUCAGCUGCCAAACCGGUUAUUACGCUGCAACAACACCCCUCCGUCCGUGGGCAGCAGCGAGGAACAUGCGACGGGCUUCAAUAUGCCAAGGAGGACCCACGGUCCUCGCAGGUCAUGCAUUGCGCUUCAGCCCCGGUCCCUUUCCAUGCCCGCUCGUCGAGCUGUCCUGUUCAAACCUUGGCUCCCCCAUUCCAAGUCCUUGUGUUGA